Benincasa hispida (wax gourd) is the source of this 2133-nucleotide messenger RNA. RefSeq names its product Tetratricopeptide repeat (TPR)-like superfamily protein. Gene Ontology annotation, molecular function: protein binding; zinc ion binding; RNA binding. Gene Ontology annotation, biological process: RNA modification. The record is from RefSeq and is a predicted model, not a curated record. NCBI's taxonomy places the organism in Eukaryota, Viridiplantae, Streptophyta, Magnoliopsida, Cucurbitales, Cucurbitaceae.
ACAUAUUUCUACUGAAUUUUUUUUUUUUUCUUUUUGGUUAGUUUCAGAGAUUUUCCAGAAAAUAUCCCAUUGAAUUGAACUUCCAUAUUUGUCCCAUGAAUUUCCAUGGCGCCAAAUGCUUGAAUUAAACCGCAAACGAUGCCGUCUUCUUCCUUUCUCACAGCGUCACCUCCACCGCCGCCGCCAAUUUUCACCACUAACCGUUCGUCUGUCUUACCAUCUUCUUCUUCUACCGCCAGAACCUCCGAUCCUUUCCAACAAGUAGAAAGGUUUGCCUUACUUAUCGAUAAAUCGAAAUCCAUUCCCCGCUUGCUUCAAAUCCACGCUUCUCUUCUCCGCCACAGGCUUUACCACAACCCCAUCUUAAAUUUCAAGCUCCAACGCUCAUACGCCGCUCUCGGACGCCUUGAUUACUCGGUUGCCGUCUUUAACACCUCCGAUGAACCCAAUGUCUUUUCGUUUAGUGCAAUUAUCCACAGCCACGUACAAUGUCGAUUAUUUGACCAAGCUCUCGGUUACUAUUCGCAAAUGCUAACCCGUGGUGUGGAGCCCAAUGUUUUCACCUUCUCUUCAGUCUUGAAAUCCUGCUCGCUCGAACCCGGAAAAGUCCUCCAUUGCCAAGCAAUAAAGCUCGGGUUCGAUUCUGAUUUGUAUGUCAGAACGGGAUUGGUCGAUGUAUACGCAAGAGGGGGCGAUGUGGUGUGCGCACGCCAGCUGUUUGAUAAAAUGCCUGAAAGAAGUUUGGUUUCUCUAACGGCCAUGCUUACUUGCUACGCGAAGCUGGGGGAGCUUGACGAGGCACGGGCUUUGUUCGAUGGAAUGAAAGAGAGAGAUGUGGUUUGUUGGAAUGUGAUGAUUGGUGGAUACGCGCAGAAUGGUCUUCCCAAUGAAUCGUUGAAGCUUUUCAGGCGAAUGUUGGUGGCGAAAGCUAUUCCCAAUGAAGUAACUGUCCUGGCUGUGCUUUCAGCAUGUGGGCAACUUGGAGCCCUCGAAUCUGGAAGGUGGGUUCAUUCGUAUAUUGAGAAUGAGGGCAUUCAGAUAAAUGUUCAUGUGGGCACCGCACUUGUUGAUAUGUAUAGCAAAUGUGGUAGCUUGGAAGAUGCACGUUUGAUAUUUGAUGGGAUUCGGGAUAAAGAUGUAGUCGCCUGGAAUUCGAUGAUUGUUGGGUAUGCCUUACAUGGAUUUAGCCAACAUGCAUUGCAGUUGUUCGAGGAAAUGACUGAGACCGGAUACCGGCCAACUGAUAUCACUUUCAUUGGCAUUUUGAGUGCCUGCAGCCAUGGCGGAUUGGUGGAGGAGGGAAGGAGUUUCUUCAGAUUGAUGAGAGAUAAAUACGGAAUUGAACCGAAGGUUGAGCAUUAUGGAUGCAUGGUUAAUCUUCUAGGACGUGCAGGACAUCUAGAAGAAGCAUAUGAACUUGUGAAGAAUAUGACGAUCGCAGCUGACCCGGUUUUGUGGGGAACGUUACUUGGGUCUUGUAGACUCCAUGGUAACAUCAAACUGGGAGAGGAAAUUGCUGAGUUUCUUGUUGACCAGAGGCUUGCAAAUUCAGGGACGUAUGUUCUUCUUUCCAAUACAUAUGCUGCAACAGGCAAUUGGGAAGGGGUUGCAAAGAUGAGGACGUUGAUGAAAGAACAUGGCAUUGAAAAGGAACCUGGUUGCAGCUCUAUUGAAGUUAACAAUAAGGUGCAUGAGUUCGUUGCUGGUGAGAGGAAACAUCCCAAAAGCAAAGAAAUAUAUAUGAUGUUGAAUGAGAUAAAUGGCUGGCUCAAAGCUCGAAGAUACACACCACAGACCGAUGUCGUUUUACAUGAUCUCAGGGAGGAACAGAAGGAGCAAUCGCUCGAAGUUCACAGUGAGAAGCUUGCUAUUGCCUUCGGGCUCAUCAGUACUCAACCAGGCACCACCAUCAAGAUUGUGAAGAACCUCCGAGUUUGUUUAGAUUGUCAUGCCGUAAUGAAGUUGAUAUCAGAAAUCACUAAACGUAAAAUUGUAAUGAGGGACCGGAAUCGUUUCCAUCACUUUGAAGAUGGAUUAUGUUCUUGUGGAGAUUAUUGGUGAGAUCAUUUGUGAAGUGUGCAUCCAUCAGGAUUCUGUGACGAAUUAUUCGCUAUAAAAGUUGUUUACAACGUG